UAUUAAAAUCGUAAUGGUGGCUAUUCGUGCUCGUGGAAAUCAUUGCAUUGCUGACAACAUAUUUUAGAAAAAAGGAUUGGGAAACCUUCAAAAAUUAAUAAUUAAUGGAUUUCGGCUGAAAUAACUCAGGAUGGAACGAGUACAGUAUUGUUUCAUCUGUAACGUCACAGUUGGAACAUCGACAAGGCAUUGUGUUCAUGUUUUCGAUGAUGACACUACAUUUCAAACGGAUAAAAAACUACCAGAAAUAAUCGAAGAGAUCAUUGGAAAGAGCCUGGAAGCGUCUUCAUUGAUAUCGCAAGUUAUCUGCAAAAAAUGUCUCAGGACGCUGGUCGAGUACGAUGGCAUUACAAAACGGCUCGAAGUGUUAAAAAAGGAAGUACAAGAGAACAUGUCAAAGACAGCACAGAUUCAAGCUUCUAAAAAGAAUGUUGUGACCAUCAAGAAGCAUCCAAAACAAAUUGUGUUGUCGAAGUCUAAGCUUCAGCCGUUACCGGCUAACUUUGUUUUGAACAUGAAAAAUGUACCAACACUCACCAAGACUCAACUUGUUAAUAAUGAUUCAGAUUCUGCAACGGCAGUGCCACAAAACGUGUUCAAGAUGACAGAGCCAACAAUAAGCCUUAAAGCAACUAUUGGCUCCACCGUCUUCACUCACACUCUAAAAUCAACGAUGAAAAUGGAACCAGACCCGUUAAGUAUCACACCGUCAGAUAUGAACUUGAUCAUGACACCGAGUAAAGCAAGCGUUAAUAAAAAGACUGCAGUCAAGUCAUCACAGAAUUCAGUAGCAAAGUCAACGAAGAAUCCAAUAUUGAGUUUCAAUGUGGAUGCGUUGCCAAAAGAGUUUUUCUCAACUACCGAGAGAGAGACUUCGUUGAGGAAUGAACAAGUUGACCUUGAUGAUGAUAGCGAUGAUAAUGAUAGUACGGAGAAUAACGAUGAACAGGAAAUGGAGAUUGAUGAAGAUUGUUCGCUGGCCGUGGUGCCUGUCACCACAGAUGACAGCGGAAAGUUAAUCUUUGACGUUGAUGGCAAACAAUCCAAAACAAACAAUUUGUUCGACAUGGGUUUGCUUCUGUCGUCCGAUAGCCAGGAACAAAACAACGACGCUCAAAGUAAAUACAUUCUGGACAAGCUGCAGAUACUUGCCGACGAUGAUGAUGAUGGUGAUGAACAGACAAUAGUGAUGAAGAACAGCGAUGGCACCACCAUAAUUAAAAUGGGGGCUGGACAGAAGGUGGUGUAUGAUGGUGAAAACUUCUCGUUUGUGCCAUGCGGGCAAACAACGGAAAACAACGAUAGCCAAGAUUCUAACGAGGAGUCCCAAAUCGAGUUGCAAGUGUCUGGCGACGAAGAAACCGCCAACGCGAUCAUAGCCGCCGCCCAAGAGCAAGGAGGAGCAUUUAUAAAGGUGGAGUCCGGGGAAAUGUAUAAGGUCAAGUCUGUGCAAAGCAAAAACGAUGACGAAGAAGCUUUGCAUAUCCAAAGCAUUGUUGAAUGUGAAAAUGGCCAAUACACUUGCCAACUGUGUAAGCAACAAGACAGCACCAAAGAUCCGUUCGUCGGGGAGUCGGACAAAAUGAUGCUGCACCUGAAGAAAGUUCAUAACGCGCGAGUAUACAUCUGCCAGAUUUGUGGUUUAGUACUGAGGAAGCGCACGGAAUACACCAAUCAUAUAGAGGAGCACGCAGAAAAGUCUCGCUCUACCAUCAACAAGUCCAAACUGCACGCGUGCAACCUCUGCUCGCGCAAGUUCACGUCGCGUGCGCUGCUCGCCGCGCAUCAUAAUUCGCAUUCCGGCGCGCGCCCGCACUCGUGUCGUCGCUGCCAUAAGGCCUUCGCUUCUAAGUACACGCUGCAGGCUCAUGAGAAGACGCAUUUGGAGCGGCCGCGGCCCCACAAAUGUCCGUCUUGCGGCAAAGCGUUCUUGACGCUGCAGAAUCUAGCGCAGCAUGAGAAAACGCAUUCUAGUGUCAAAGAGUUCGUCUGCAAGGUCUGCGAGAAAGCGUUUUCAACACAGCACAACCUGGAAGUCCACGGCGUUAUCCACUCGGGCCGGAAGCCGUUCUUCUGCUCCGUCUGCAGCAAGGCCUUCGCCAGGAAGCCCGAGGUCAAGGACCACAUGAGGACGCACACGGGGGAGCGUCCCUUCGCGUGCGAUAUCUGCGGAGCAACAUUCUCACAGCGCUCCAAUCUGUUGUCUCACAAGCGCGCUACGCAUCUAGACGACAAGCGAUACCACUGCCAGCUGUGCCCCAAGAAGUUCAAACGGCGACGGUUACUGGACUACCACACCAAAGCGGCUCACACGGGCGAACGUCCGCUCAACUGCUCGGUGUGUCGCGCCACAUUCGUGUAUCCCGAGCACUAUAAAAAACAUCUCAAGAUACACAACGGGGAGAAACCUUACGCUUGCGAGGUGUGCGGCAAAACGUUCACCUCGCGCGACAAUCGCAACACUCACCGCUUCGUCCAUAGCGACAAGAAGCCCUACGAGUGUCUCUCCUGCGGCGCCGGGUACAUGCGCAAACAGCUGCUUUAUGCGCACAUGCACACUACGGGUCACGUCGCGGAAUCUAUAGUAGUAAAUCAACCGAGAGUUAUCAAGGCAACAGAAAAUGGUAUCGUAACACCGUUGAUGGACGUGAACGGUGUAGAAAUUAAAACAGACAAAAUGGCGAACGCUAUAUUUGAAACAACACAGGAGCUGGAAAUGAAUCAAACUGAUGCCGAUGCCAAUACAGUGGAAACCACUAUGAGUCUAGUCCAAGCGAGCAAUGAAGCCACAUUCUACACCAUAGAAAAUUUAGAGGGAUUAAUAGAAAACAGCUCGGAGGACCAAAGAGAAAUUUUAACCACAGAUGCCAAAGGAGACAUAAUGAGACUGAUACAAGUGCAGUUGCCAGACGGAAAAACUGGUUGGGUUGCCAUAGACCAAUGAAAAAAGUGCUCAUUAUCUAUAAAAGUUUUUAUCAGAUUAGAAAUCUGUAAUAUUAGGUUUAAAGUUGUCUCCUAAAUCAGAGCUGUGUUAGUUUUUAAUAAUAACUAAAGUUAAGCAACUUAUAUUGUGGUUAAAAAUGGAUGGUUCACCAUUUGACAUUUAUAUUAUACUUAACUAUGUAUGAAAAUAUUUGUGUUAUGAUUACAAUAACACUGCUGGAAACGAACCCGCAAACUUGGCUGGUGUUUCGUAGUUCAGCAUCGAGCCACUAGGUAAUUAGUAUUUUAUUUUGUAGGUUGCCAUCUUUAAAUACAUUAAUAGCACAAAAUUAUUUUAAGUCGCCGAAGUCAUUUUUUUAAAAAUAAAAUAAGCCUAAGGUUAUGAUAAUUUAAGCAAUACUACUCGACUGAACUCGUUUUCAUUGUUUAUAAUAUGUAGCUUAAAUUAGUAUUGUACUUUUUACUGCCUGGAUGUAUUUUAAAAUACCUUAUUUACAUUGUUUUAUUAUAGAUGUCUUUAGAGUGAUGAAAUCAGUUUUUUUAUUAUUUCUACUAUUCUCCACACUUAUUUACAUAAACGAUAAACGAUUUUAUAUAAUUAUUAUUCUGUGAUUUUACUUCUUCUUAAUAAAACAUAACUGCUAUUAACAUCACAACUACAAUAAGUACGUAACAUGCUUUCGAAUAAAAUUAAGGUAAGAAUAAUUACUUAUGUAAAUUUUAUAAGUUGUCUGUACAUUGUGUAAAUAUACACUGUAUUAAUAUAAAAAUAUACUUUUCAUGAACUA
Messenger RNA from Ostrinia nubilalis (European corn borer), 3731 nucleotides. Its product is annotated as zinc finger protein 543-like. Gene Ontology annotation, cellular component: nucleus. Lineage: Eukaryota; Metazoa; Arthropoda; Insecta; Lepidoptera; Crambidae. The transcript has 24 exons. Gene Ontology annotation, biological process: regulation of transcription by RNA polymerase II. Gene Ontology annotation, molecular function: zinc ion binding. The record is from RefSeq and is a predicted model, not a curated record. Bases 131 to 2944 code for a protein of 937 amino acids.